CCGUUGCCGCUGGGUUUUUUCCUACCGCAUGCAUGGCGGUUCGCCGUCAUGCCUCGGAAGAGAGAAAGAAAUUCAUCACACCACCACCCCCUCCCAUCAGACCCUGUUCAGCUAGCUAAUGAUGCAGUCUCUCUUCUUUCGCAAUCUAACUCCGAUUCCGCCGAAACCGAAUCUUCUCUCACCAUCGACUCCAUCAAGCCCAAGAUCCGCGAACAGAAGCAGAAGAAGCCUGCUCCCGCUCCCACUCCUGCUGCCUCCGAAGCCCCCCAAGAUGAUGCGCAACAACCCUCCCCCGAAUCUGCUUCGAUGAUGUCCCCUGAGGAGCUUGAGGCCGAGGCCGGCCAGGAAGGCGCCUUCAACCCCGAGACCGGCGAGAUUAACUGGGACUGCCCUUGUCUGGGCGGUAUGGCUCACGGACCCUGCGGUGAGGAGUUCAAGGCUGCUUUCAGCUGCUUCGUGUACUCCUCUGAGGAGCCUAAGGGUAUUGACUGCAUUGAGAAGUUCAAGGGCAUGCAAGACUGCUUCAGACUACACCCCGACGUGUACGGUGCUGAGCUCGAAGAUGACGAGGAGGCUGCUGCUGCUGCCGUUCCCGCUCCCGAGGCCCGUGACGAGCAGCCCGUGACGGCCGCUCAGAUCGAAGCUGCCUCCCACCCCGAGGAGAAGCGCGCCCAUGCACAGGAGAUCAACGCCCAGACGAAACAGGAACUCGCCGAGAAGGGUGAACUGGCUGAGGCGGAGACCUUGGUGCCCAAGGCGGCUCAUGAUGCUGUUCCCCAGACGGAGAAAUAA
This is a messenger RNA of Aspergillus neoniger CBS 115656, 792 nucleotides long. RefSeq names its product coiled-coil-helix-coiled-coil-helix domain-containing protein. Gene Ontology annotation, biological process: protein import into mitochondrial intermembrane space. Gene Ontology annotation, molecular function: protein-disulfide reductase activity. Lineage: Eukaryota; Fungi; Ascomycota; Eurotiomycetes; Eurotiales; Aspergillaceae. The transcript has 2 exons. The annotation marks the transcript as partial. Gene Ontology annotation, cellular component: mitochondrial intermembrane space. The record is from RefSeq and is a predicted model, not a curated record.